AUGGUUGAUUUUGACGCUGACCUACUGGCCUCCGAGUUCACGCGUGACCUACGCAGAGAAACCAAAUUCACCUAUGACACUGUGGCCUACAUCUGCCUGACCAGCGGAGUACUGCUUCUUCUACUCGCAGUUUUCGGUUUCCUAAGUGAGAGGUCAGAUAACCGGUGGUUUUCAGAUGGGGUACGUUCUUUAACCGCUAAGUCCGUCAGGCCUAACCUGCCACACUCUUUUUAAAACCUUAAGAAAUGCAGCUAGACACAACGAAAAAAUUAUGAUAUCGAGUCAGUAGACUGAUUGGCUAAAAUCCAACCUUAAUCUUGCUUGAAACAAAGCACCCUAUCAUGAAGUCACGGCUUAAAUCCCUGUUAACCGUGAUACUAAACUUUCGUGAUAGUAAGGUUUCUAGGACUGGACUAGGUGCAGUAGUGUGUACGCGUUGGCGAGAAGAGACUAGUGUGCCUUGGACCAGUGAUAGUACAAUGAAAUCCAGUUUAAAUUAUAAUAUGUCAUAUUUUUAAAAAUUUAAGAUUCCUUCCAGCCGGGUGCCACGGGUACGCGGUAUGACGGAAAUAAAUAAGCCAACACAGGCUGCCUCAUUCUCUGCUGGUUAUUUCACCGUGAAUACACUCAACGCCUGGACUGAGUUUAUUGAUUUUUAUUAGUCAAACGGAAAUAGCGAACUGGACACUUGAAUAUGCCACUUCUCCGCCCUGCGAAUCCUUUCUGACAUGUUUUAUAAACGGACGCAGCAGAACUAGUAGAAAGUAAUGUCUGCGGAAUUAGAAACCGUCCACUAAAUCAGUUCAAAGCUAAUGCGCUUUAUCAGAAAGAGACAAAAAUUGACUGAAUUUAUUUUGAAAUAUCCAAAAGGCGACUGACAUAAGCCGACUUGUAGUUAGGCAACUCCUUCGGUAAAAUACACGGGAGUGGUGUCACUGUAGAGCAUUACAAAACAGCAGCUAAACCCUCACGUGGUGGUCAAGGACUUCAUCGACUGAAAUAUUUACGCAAGAGGACGAAUAAGUUGAUUGAAACCGGCUUUACGCGUCCGCAAAUGCGAGCAGGAUGGAGUUGGUGCCUAGAUGAUUAGCGUCAGAAACCGUGAAACAACGUCAAACGUGUGCGGGAUUUUGUCUGCCGAAGACUCCAAUCCAACGUUUCGGACCACAGACUGGAAAUAUUUAUAUGUAACACUUAGCUUUAUCUGGUUAUUUUUCAACUCCCCGAUGUAGGAAAGAACUAAACUACGAAUUGAAACAACGCCCUAUAGACAGUCAAGAUUCCUAUAAUAAGCUUUAUCGUAAAAAAAUUUACACUUUAUCUUCUUCGAUGUAUAAAUCUGCAAGUGCGACAAUUCAGUGCUGGUUCAGUCAGGCCAACUUUAGCAUAAAUGUGACUGACGGUACAUUCAGUGAAAACAAAAGCUGGAUGCACUUGCCAGUACCGCCCGAGAAGCCAUUCACCAUCAACCCCUCCUGCCAGGUUGGUUUAUAACAAAGUUACAAAGGUAAGAUUAUAAGGGCGCAAAGUCGAAUGAUGCACAUGACUGUAUUUCUCACCCGAAUAUCUCACCAUCUCAUAAACCUGGCGGGUUAACUGUCGCAAGCAACGACUUUCAUAUUCUGCCUCACAGAGUUGUCACAACUUAAGUUUAUUCACGGACACUCGUACUGGCGUGCGCGGACCUAGAGCCGGCGUCGCUAGGGGGGCUCUGAUAGCUGCCAGGCUUCUGUAAUAAUAAUAAUAAUAAUAGUAGUGUAUUUUAGGGUGAUAGGCAAUGCCCUUGAUGACCCUAUUGAAAGCGGUCCAUACAAUAGAAGUGUUAAAUGCACAUCUUUCUUACAUUUUGUCAGUAACAUAUUUGUUCUCGGAUAACGUUUUACAGUGCGGGACUUCGAAGGGUGCGGCCAGCGGUCUUUUCAAUAUACAGAUGAAAUUUUAAGUGCAGUUAUAUACAAUCAGCAUAAAGUGCAGUCAUUUGCAUAGUUUGAGAGGAGCAAUUUAAUUAAAAGGCAGGGAUGUGUUACACAGAAAUGAAAUCAAGAAAUGAAAUUUAUAGUUGGCCACAGAUAGUCCUGUAGUGAGAGUCGUCGUUUAUCAAAGAUCAAACGAUCCAGCUGCCAUUUGAAUACAGCCAUUGUAUCAGAUGUCACUAUUUCACUUGGGAGUGAGUUCCACGGUCGAACAACACGCUGGCUGAAGGAAAACUUCAGAUGGUCUAGGCGUGUACGCUCCCGCUUGACUUUGUACGGAUGACCGCACAGGUGACCCAUGGUUGUGAAUUCAAAGAAGUCGUCAGUUUUGAACGAACAUUCAUGCCCGUGGAUAGUGCGGAAUGUCAAUAAAAGGUCACAUCUCAUUUGUCUAUAAGAUAGGAUUAACAGGUUUAGCUGGGUCAGUCUUUCUGGAUAUGACAGAGUCCUGCGACCGUCCACGAGUUUCGUGGUCCGUUGUUGCUCCUUCUCUAUGGCAUCACCGUCCUUCUUCAUCCAGGGCAUCCAUGAUGGCAUUCCGUAUUCCAUAUACGGUCUUACGAACGUACCCAAUAUCUGUAAGAAGAGUUUUGGAGGAAAGAUUUUGAAAGCACGCCUAAUCCAGUGCAUGAUACUGGUUGCCUUUUGGACGACUCUUUGCAGAGCUGAGAGGGCAGCAUGUUUGAGCUUAGGUCUUUGUGCGUGUCCACUUCUUUUAGUGGAACCCCAUUUAUGGUGUACUGGUGUUUUGGGAAGCGCGUCCGACCAGAUUCUAGUCGCAAUACUGCACAUUUGGAUACGUUAAACGCUAGAAGCGACUUGCUGGACCAUGCAGCCAGCUUACUAACAUCUUCCUGUAGUUUCUGCGCGCCGUCAACGCAGCUGAUUUUUCUCCAGACCUUUACAUCAUCUGUAAACAUGCUGCCAUCACAUUCGAGGUCUGCAGCGCGGUCAUUUAUAUAGAUGAGGAAGAGGAGAGGACCCAAGACUAAGCCUUGCGGAACGCCGCUUUUUACUGGCACCCAUUCAGAUGCAGCAUUAACAACAAUAACUUUUCGGAGCGUGCAUGACAGGAAACCUUUAAUCCACUUAAAAAUGUUGCCCUGUAUUCCACACUCCUAAAUCUUCCGUAGGAGUCGUCCAUGGGGAAUGCUAUCAAAAGCCUUCUUAAAGUCAAAGAAGAUGACAUCCAUUGGACGGACAUGGUCUAAGGCUCAUGUCCAUUUUUUCUGCGAGUAAAGACUGCUUGUAAGACAGGAGUGGCCACGACGAAAUCCAGCUGAGCAGAACACAACAUGUCCCUCUGCUCCAGAUACGACAUUAAAUGCCUUUUAAUAAGUCGUUCCAUGACCCUGCACAGAAUGCAGGUUAAACUAGUAGGACGGUAAUUUUCGGGCUCCAACCUGAAUCCUCCUUUAUAGAUUGGAGAAUUAUGGACCGCUUUCCAUUUCUCCGGCAGUUCGCUUUCUUCCAUGGACUUCUGAAAUAUCAUGGACACCGGCUCACACAGUAGGUCAGGUAAUUCUCAGAGGACAAGUGGAUGAAUUCUAUCUGGACCAGGUGAUUUGGCAGGUUUCCGCCGGCGUAGUUCGGUCCUCAUCAACGUGAGUGAGAAGAAAAGACUGUCUUCCAAUAGAGGACAGGAAGGAUUUUGUCGUUGGUCUACGUAAGGCACAAUAUACAACUCCAACUGGUGUCAUUCGCAAUCUCCGCUUAAGCAGGACUGAGGCGCGAUAAUUGGUGACACUCUGAAUAUACUCUCACCGAUAAGACGCCACAAAACAACCGGUUACUUGUGAAUGAUUUCCUUUUUAGGUAGGAAUUAUGGCCCUGCAUCUACCGCACUCUCUCCCUCCUCUGACCCUUCUUGUUCUGAUAGCAGUACACCGUAUAGAUGGUCGAAUGUUGGCUCUGGAGCAGCGGGGAACUAACCUAAACGGCCCGUCUGGGCGUGCCGCGUACGACCUGUCGCACACACAGCCUCCACCAUGCUUAAAUUUCUUCACUGAGGAGGACACGAGUCCGGAGACCCGAUUACCUCAGCUGUGGGACGCCUCCGCCCCUGCGCCGAUUAACGUUCGAACAUUUGAGUUUAGCCCUAGCUCCUAA
Molecule: messenger RNA, 4082 nt
Organism: Spirometra erinaceieuropaei
Lineage: Eukaryota; Metazoa; Platyhelminthes; Cestoda; Diphyllobothriidea; Diphyllobothriidae
Source: the annotation of a GenBank genome assembly